This is a messenger RNA of Chrysemys picta bellii (western painted turtle), 777 nucleotides long. The record is from RefSeq and is a predicted model, not a curated record. Lineage: Eukaryota; Metazoa; Chordata; Testudines; Emydidae.
UUUCAGAUUCCGAGUGACUAUUUAUUUUUACAGCCUGAGGCAAACACAACAGUAUGAAACUUCAUGGGGAGCUGUGUUUGCUGUUGAUUCUACUAGAGAAGAGGAGAGUCUGUAAUCAUGGAGAAUACACCAAGGAAUGUAACUGGCUCUGAGUCCUCAGAGACAGUGAAUCCUCAAGCACCAGCUGGUAACAUGGCAUCACCAAGACGUAGUGCUGAGGAACCUGUGGGAAUUGCCAACAGAGCCGCUCCAACAACAUCACCAACCAGAAGGAUUGCCAUGAAAAGUCAAGAAUUACUUGAGGAAACUGAUACGGAAGAACCAUUAUUUGAACAUACGGAGUCACAGAUCUCCAAAGAAUCUCCUCAGACAAAGAGAUGCUCCAGGCAGGAACCCCAGGCUGGAGAAAUGGUGACGAAGGAGCUGAUAUUACUGGCUUUGAUAGUGGGAGUAGUAGCAAUAGCAAUAAUGCUGUGGCAUGUAAAUAAGACGAAGAGUGUGCUGAAUUCACCUCAGGAUGACUCCAAGGCAGACAACAAGGGAAAUGAGGGUCAUGGUGACAAGGCUCUGAUAGUGGGAGUAGUAGCAAUAGCAAUAAUGCUGUGGCAUGUAAAUAAGACGAAGAGUGUGCUGAAUUCACCUCAGGAUGACUCCAAGGCAGACAACAAGGGAAAUGAGGGUCAUGGUGACAAGGUUCAAAAGAAGCCUCACCCCUGCCCUGGUGAUGCACUUGCUUCUACACCACAACCAGAACCACAGGUAAAAAGGGGAAAGUGA